AUGCUCCCACAUGGGCCUGUCAAGGGUUCGCAUCUGAGGCAAGUUAGCACCCCAAGUAUGGGAACAGCCGCGGAGGCGACCAAUUUGCAUGAAGACCAUGCAGAUGGAAUCUCGAAGACAAGUGCCCCUGAAUCACCCGCAGGACCCAACAGUCGCCCUUGCUCUCUCUGGGUCCAUGAUGAUAACUUCUCCAGAGAAGAUGUGCUAUUUAAUAUUAGCGCCUUUGGUGAUAUAGGGCUAAAGGUGGGAGACCUAGUUGAGCUUUCCACUCCCCGUGUCUCCCAAGGAGAGCUCCAUGGGUCUUCCAACAGACUUGAUUCGAGUGGGAGAACGCUACGAGAUGCUGGUGAUUCCGACCAAAGCUCCAAUUCUGCUGCAAAACGCGUUGGUGGCCACAAGUCUCAAUCCUCCUCGACCUAUGGGCGGUAUCUAUUUCUGGUCAAGCCUUUAGCUGCAGAUAUUAAAGCCAGACACCCAAACCUGCAAAUUUCGAUCACAAGUAAUAUAGCCAAUAUAUUCGGGUUCAAAAACCACUCCCAAGCUCUGAUAUCUCUCAAGAAUCGGCAAAAAUCCACUGCUUCUCACGUGGAACUCACUUUUCGAGACCAGUUUCUGGUCCGAUCCGAUAUGUGGAGGUUAGCCAUAUCAGAACUCGCAGAUAAGCCUGUCUAUAAGGGACAGAAGAUCACAUUCAUGGGGACCAUCAAAGCAACCGUCAAAUCCAUAUACAUCGACGGCAAAAAGGCACUUUCAGGCUACUUUUCCCCGCGGACGAUACCAAUCUUUCGGAGUGAAUCUGCUCGGUAUGUCCUUUUCAUUCAAAUGUCGAAAGAGAUGUGGGAUUUCGAUUCCGAAGGCACUGGCGACAUUCUCUUUAGCCGGGUCAUCAAUAGUCUUCUCCCCGAACUCUUUAAGCGUUGGGCUGCCAUCGAUGCCCACCAUCUGGUAUCCAUUGUGUUAUUUACUAGAGUCCAGUAUGAUCUCUUAGCGGCGGAUAAUCCCGGCUCUUCUUUCUUAAACAACAACAACCUACAUCGGACAACCCGUGAUUCCCGACCUGAGAGCCAAGAUUUCUACCGCGUUGUGGUCAAUGAUAUGCCAAGUGGCAAGUGGACGACAAUUUUAGAUGAAUUAAAAAAGGAAUUCAGGAUCUUCCUGCGGGACGUGUCUAUCCCUCCGUCACACUUCCCGGACUCACAGACAUCGGCGGAAGACUCGCUCCCGGAAGAUCCGAAGCACCCUCCAACUAUAUCUGGAAGGCCGACUUCUGCUCUGCGUGGUAAUAUAUUGGAAGCGAUAAAUAUUGCGUCAUCUUACCUGGCAUUUGAGCAUAUUGGCCGUGACCUUAUACGGACAGGCACGUCAAUUGUUGUGAUAUCUCCUGGAACGGGCGUAUUUGAAGUCUCCUAUGAAGCACUAGCGUUGACUUCAGAAGUCCUCACUAGUCGUACCAUUGGGAUUGACCUAAUAUGUUUGAGUCCCAUGCCACUGCACUCAGUUCCUCUAUUUAAGUAUCGUCUCCCGAGUGAACCUACGUCGAGACCGGGUAGUUCUAUCUCCAGGGAUUCCAUUCUCCGUCCGUCUCCUUCCGAUUCUCAUUUAUCUGGUGGCAGUUUUUCUAGUAAAGUUUCCCGUCCUCGAUCAUCUAACGCAACGCUCGGACCUUCGUCGCAAGCUGCCACUGUUGCUGACAAUUGGCGCUACGGGAUUCCGCAAUGGAUUGACAUUUCCUAUUGGAACCCAAAAAUUUAUCGCGACAGCCGAACAGCUGUGAAUAAAAUCACAAAAUCCACUCUCCCAGCCACCACGAAAAAACAAGUAAAUACAUUUAUACCAAGGGUUAGGAUGUAUGAGAUUCAAAUGAUGGGUGUCAUGGAAAGCGAGCAAUCAAAUAUCUGUGUGCCUUAUCUGUCUUCAGCUGACAUCCGCCUUCAAAAGCUUUCUGAUUUAUAUCCAUCUCCGCAUGGGUCUCCGUAUAAACCUCCGUUGACAGAGACUGGAGCUGGGUCCUUAAUGUCAACUUUCAAGGAUUCGAGAAGGAAUAUUCUGUCGAUUCCCGCCACACAGCGGAAAAUGCUAGAGUGGAUGGAUUCAUAUGAUCAUGUUAUCUUCCACACAGCACCGAAAGAGCGAAUGACACGAAGACCUUCAAAGGCUAAGCGCGUCGAUUUUGAGACACCGGGAACUCGGUUUUAUGAGCAACAAUCAAUUCGCUUCUCGACCAGUUCAGUGACGCAUUCCGGCAAUUAUUCAACGAGCCCAAAUAAUAACCACCAGCGAUCAGACGAUGGAAGGUCGCAUUAUCAGAAGGCAUACCCACCUGAACGGGUGCCCUUCAAAAAAUCAAGCAUGAAGAAAGCAUCAAAGUCGACCAAGCCACGAAUUUCCAGGUCGAUUAGCUUUGCCUUACGUGGGCUAGGCCCAACACCACCUAGAGCGACUGCAAGUACGGAAAUAAAUAACGAACACGCGAAGGGUCUGUCGACCACAAAUAAGAAACCGGCUAAAGUUGGGGAGCUGCCUCCAAAUUUUAGCAUGAAUUCUCCUAUAUCGGAUGCCGUUUCCAACCCUACCUUCAAAUCCCCAGAUCCUCCUCAGCUAAGCUUCACCCCUUUUAGUGAUAACGCAAAUGCUACUCCAUCGAAACCCAUUUCAAUCCGAAUCGCGAACAAGAAAGUAAAGGAUGAGCAUAAUAUGGACCCAAAAGAUAUUGAUAGCUCAUUUUCGACUACAUCAACCGAAGUACAUUUCGAUCGAAGAGCAGGUGAAGAAAUCCACGGACCUUUCCCAAUGACCCGAACGGGUCGCAGAUUUGAUUUAGCUUUUACUGCGAGUCAGGAUGAACCGACUAUGGAUUUUUCUCCAACGAAGGUGCUGUCUCCAUGGAUUUUACCUGUCAACCCGUGCAAACCGUCUAAGCGUAGAUCCACACGAUCCAGUUGGUUCGGUCGCUGGCAACAUGUAUAUCCCCGAAUGCCAAGCACUGCAUCUGUAAAGUGGAAAAGCUUGAAGUCGCCAGCAAGUCUCCCACUAACAACAGAGGAAUUCCCAACAAGUGAAGAGCUCGCAUCUCAGUAUUAUCAAACCCCGUACAGAGUCUACCAAAAUGACGAGUCUGAUGUGGCAGAAACUCCUAGGACUCGAGAAGCACUUCUACGUGAAAUGGUGGCAUUACGCCUUGCCCAUGGUUUCCAAAUAGUUGUUGGGAGGUUAGCUGACGCAGCAUCGAGCCAGCAUUCGCUAGGGUCGCUAAAUAUAUUCAACACCCGCUCAUUAUCCAAGGAUGGGAUGACCAUCUUUAUGUCUAUGGGCAACAUCAUUCACAAAUUGGUCUGUGUUGCUGGAGGGGAGAUAGAGGUUACAAAAUUCACGCGUAAAACGGUGACAGACCUCUUUUCCGACGCCAAGGCUUUCGCGCUCAACUACACUCCUGUGGUUAAAACAAUAUUGAGCGCAAAUUAUUGCAAACAUACUAUAAAUUUGCAAAUGCCUCGGGAAGACUAUAACUGGAACUAUGCGGACGCAUUUUUGGCAGGCUAUCGGGACCACUUAGUCAAUUUCUCGGAACAACUUCGUUUCUGGCGCACUCGUUUCGUCCUGAUACCGGUUCAGAUACUGGCAAAUGCAAGGCGCCCGAUGCAGUCAUAUAAAGAGGAUAACGAGGAGGAAAUACAUCUUCUUGGUAUCACUCAACUCACUCAAAUAUGGCAACGGUAUCGAUACGAUCCGCCAGAGGAAAAGCGGCUCCAGGCACCGACUCAUAAAAAAGAUCAAAAUCCAUUGGAUAUUAUAUAUCAAACCAGUAAUCCAUCUGAGGUCAUCGCUGCGGAACUUGAUAGACUUUUACUCGAUGAUCCAGGUCUUGAUAACCCUUCUCUACAACUGCUUCCAGAGUCUGAAUUACUUCAAAGAUCCAACAUUAGUCUUAUUGCUUUGGCGCAGGCUAUACAGGGUGAAAAGGGUGUCAGAAUGAUGGAUAGAAGAUGGCAUUGGCGUCUUCAUUAUAACUGCUUUGUCGGAGUUGAGCUCACUACUUGGAUGCUCCAAAAUUUCCGCGAUAUCGAUACCCGCGAAGAGGCUGUUGAGUUUGGCAACGAGCUGAUGAAGCAUGGGCUUAUUUGCCAUGUCCAGCGAAGGCAUAAUUUCAGGGACGGCAAUUAUUUUUAUCAGAUCACUGAUGAAUAUCGCGUGGCUCGGCCGGAAUCUCGAAGCGGCUGGUUCCAAACUCGAAAAUCGAUUCCUAAUACUCCCAUUAAUGAAGGUGUGAAAGACGUCUCUCAGACUGCGCAGGCAAAAACAAUAAAUGGAACUGCAGAUCCUGACAGCAGGGCGAACACACCUACCCUGGGGAAAUCUCCCAGAACAAAAGCCUCUGUAUGCCUGUCGAAGUCUAUGAAAAUCGAUGUCGAUACUCGCAAGCGUUCAAAUCGUCCCGAAAUAAUCGAGCUUCAUUACGACCGGUUGCAUAAUCCGGACAAUUGCUUCCACAUCAAGCUCAGUUGGAUGAACGCAACUCCGAAGCUUGUGGAAGAUGCAAUUGUAUCGUGGGCCGCAACCGCAGAAAAAUUCGGUCUCAAAUUGGUCGAAUUACCAAUAUCUGAAGCUUCAUCCAUCGUCGAAACCCAAGUUUUCAGGCGUCCAUAUCCUGUGAAGCUAGCGAUUGAGCCCCCAGAAAGCCCAACCCCCACAAUUUAUAGCGCUACUUCUUUCGCAUCUCAAGGCGUUUCCGACCGCCAGUUCUAUCACAAGGCAAUCCUGAAAAAAUUCGACUUCGUCCUCGAUUUUGAAGCUACUGAUGCAUUCCCUCCAGAUGUUGACGUAUCGUAUUCCUGGGGUCGACUGGAUUAUCGAUUUCCGCAGUAUGUCCACCAGACUGGUGCCGUCCUUGCUCAGAUCUCAGAUGACGGCUGCUUCCUUUUGCUCGCGAACAGACUCUACAGCGCACGCGGGCCCUCCGUCAAAGAAUCUAACCGACUUGACAGAAGUGAAUUUUACCGUCCCCGCGCCGCAACAUACGAUGCCUUGGACCGCGCUGGCUCCCCUCACUUGUCGCCCAUUGUCCGCGCAUCACUUGAUAACUCACCCGGGCACGUUCCCCAAACCGAGCUUCCUUCUUCCUACCGAAUUACCAGGGAGAUCGGAGAGGAGCUCAAAGCAUUCUGUAGUGAUGUGGAUCAGCUAGAGAAAUUCUUCGAGGAGGCAGCGGUUCAUUUGAAACCCACUUCUUCCAAAGUCAGUCCGAGUGUGCCAUCUACCAUGGAUGCGUCCAUCCCGACUUUGGAGUUGCCAGCUAGCCUUGUUGGGCGGCAUGUUUCUCCGCCCCCAAUUAUGGAAGCACCAGAGACGGACGCGGGGACUAUGGAUGUGAGGAUGCACGUUUCUGUUAGCCCAAAAACUAAGGCAGUCAAGUCCCCCCAUCUCUAA
This is a messenger RNA of Histoplasma capsulatum G186AR, 5424 nucleotides long. RefSeq names its product vacuolar membrane-associated protein IML1. Gene Ontology annotation, molecular function: GTPase activator activity. Gene Ontology annotation, cellular component: GATOR1 complex. Gene Ontology annotation, biological process: positive regulation of autophagy; negative regulation of TORC1 signaling; intracellular signal transduction. Lineage: Eukaryota; Fungi; Ascomycota; Eurotiomycetes; Onygenales; Ajellomycetaceae. The record is from RefSeq and is a predicted model, not a curated record. Bases 1 to 5424 code for a protein of 1807 amino acids. The transcript has a single exon.